This is a messenger RNA of Aaosphaeria arxii CBS 175.79, 2566 nucleotides long. Its product is annotated as DUF803-domain-containing protein. Gene Ontology annotation, molecular function: magnesium ion transmembrane transporter activity. The record is from RefSeq and is a predicted model, not a curated record. NCBI's taxonomy places the organism in Eukaryota, Fungi, Ascomycota, Dothideomycetes, Pleosporales. The transcript has 2 exons. Gene Ontology annotation, biological process: magnesium ion transport. Bases 458 to 2515 code for a protein of 685 amino acids. Gene Ontology annotation, cellular component: membrane.
CUACUCCCCCAACCACAACCCAAUAAUUUUCAGCUACAAGUACGAAUAUCACGACUACAAGUCACGAUUGCGACUACCGCCAUACCUACAGGUCCACUGCUUAUCGUCUGAUUCUCGGAAUACUAUUGUGUACCCGUAGUCAACAUUCCUCGCGCAAGCAACAUUGGGCCUGAGUCCUUGCUUAUCGAUAGCACCCUGUCGUCCUCACAAAAACAUAUUACCCAACUCGUCACCUCUCCGGCGCCCUGUGCACCUCCUGCACCACCUCAAUCACAACUUUUUCCUCGACUCUACCUACCUUACCCUACCUAUCAUAACAAAUCCGUUCUCCAUGUCUCUGCGGUGAGCGGAACUUCAACAGAUAACUAUAGCAGCGACAUACCGCUGCGACCUUGCAAGUCCGCGACCAACACCACUACCCUCGCGGCCACGGACAAGAUUACAACCACCACAUAUCAUGGAUACCACCGGCCAUAUCCUAGCGACCGCCCAUCAUGUAUACGCCCGCAGCGGAGGGAUCGGAGGGGACAAGAAUGGGCGACCGCCGAUCUUCAAGAUCGUCGGCUUGGUCCUGGCCAUCGCAUCCGGUCUGUUCAUCGGUGUCUCAUUCGUCUUGAAAAAGAUGGGAUUGUUGAAGGCCAAUGUCAAAUACAACGAGGAGGCUGGCGAGGGCUACGGAUACCUGAAGAACGUGUGGUGGUGGGCAGGUAUGAUCCUCAUGAUCAUUGGCGAGAUAUGUAACUUUGUCGCCUACGCUUUCGUCGAUGCCAUUCUAGUCACCCCUCUUGGUGCACUAUCCGUCGUUGUCACUACUAUCCUGUCCGCCAUCUUCCUCAAGGAGCGCCUGAGUUUCGUCGGCAAGGUGGGAUGCUUCAAUUGCAUCAUUGGCUCAGUGGUCAUUGUCAUCAAUGCCCCGGAGCAGUCGGCAGUCUCGGACAUCCAAGACAUGAAGAAACUAGUAUUGUCGCCCGGAUUCUUGAGCUAUGCUGGCGUUGUCAUCGUAGGCUGCGCCAUCGUCGCUAUUUGGCUGGGUCCGAAGUAUGGCAAGAAGACUAUGAUGGUCUAUCUCAGCAUUUGCAGUCUGAUCGGUGGCCUCAGUGUCGUCGCAACCCAGGGCCUGGGAGCAGCCAUUGUAGCAGCAAUAGGUGGAAAGUCGCAAUUCAAGGAGUGGUUCACCUAUGUUCUACUCGUCUUCGUCAUCUCGACGCUAUUGACCGAAAUCAUCUACCUGAAUAAAGCGCUCAAUCUCUUCAAUGCUGCUCUGGUCACGCCCACCUAUUACGUUUUCUUCACUUCCGCAACCAUUGUCACCUCGGCCAUUCUCUUCCGCGGCUUCAAGGGCACGCCGGCCACCAUUUCCACCGUCAUCAUGGGCUUCCUCCAGAUCUGUGCAGGAGUCGUGCUAUUGCAACUCUCCAAAUCGGCCAAAGACGUUCCCGAUGCCGCCGUCUUCAAGGGCGAUUUGGAUCAGGUUCGAACCGUCGCGGAACAAGAGGAACCAGAAUACGAACCCCGUGCUGACACAAUCCGUGGCGGUUCCUCCAUUAUUCGAUCCAUAUCCAAGGCCAGAACGGAGAAGCAGGCCCUCGAGGCGAAGAGAAUCCACGACGAGCAACAGAUGGAGUCUAUCGGAGAGAACGAGCAAUUGGAAUGGGAUGGUCUCCGCCGAAGGAAAACUGUUCUUGAUCCCGAGCGCUCUGGCACCAUUGUCCGCCGCAAGACCGUACAUCCGCCGCUUGGAAUGUCUUCAUUCCCCCCUGAAGAUGAAUCAGACGAUGACACCAGCUACCAUCCUGGCUUCUUCCAACGCCUGCGCUCUCGAGGCAAGUCUACUAGCAGUACUCGCCCUCCCACCGGUGUCGGCCUGAGCUCGCUUCCGCCAGUACCCACCGAUGGUGCUUCGGAAAGAUCGGGAUCUCACAUCUCCCGCAAGGACUUUGGACAGGAUACAGCGUACCACCCGCACGAUAAUACUAUCCAGUUCGCGCCCAUGCCCUCAUCUCACCAUGACGAAGAGCGUCACAACUCUGGCGACUCCCUUCACCCCCCUCGACCACCACCACACACGGCUAAGCGCCAAUUCUCGUUUCAAAACGUCUUCUCACGUCACCGCUCUGAGAGCACGGGUUCCGGUCCCGAGAAGAUGAGACCCACCAGCCGAAGUAGUAGAAAGAGCAGCCGAGAUCACCAUCACCAGGGAGCUGGAACCGAGGAGGAACGACUCGGACUUGUCACUGGCGAUUCUCGGACCCUCCUCUCCGCCAUUCCUAGUCGGGACAGCCGAGAACUCAGCCCUGAGCGCUUCACAGACGAAGACCGGGCUGGUUACAACAUGCCGCGGUCCUAUAGUCCUAGUGAAUCCCCGGAGCGCCCCAGUGAUCUCCCUCGGCAUGGCUUGACAAGAGUCGAGACGGAAGAAUCUGAUCGUGGUUUUAACGAAAAGGAUUACGAAAAGACCUUUGAGCGGAGCCCUAGGGAUCGAAGUCCCCCAAGAGGCGGCAGUUCUUUCUUAUAAACAACAUCUCGAGCUGUUUCUUUACACCUCGCACGCGCAAAUGUGCUUACG